GGAUUAUCUUCUACAGCACGAAUGAAAAAGCCUGCCUUUUUGUACAGAAUUUGGGAUAAAACCCCUCGGUGCCCACUGGACUCGGAGUAUUGUUAUAAACCAAACCGCUGGUUAAAGAAAAUAAUGCCGUUUUAACGUGAGGUGGUUCGCUAGGAGGAAAUGGCUAACCGCUAACUGCUAGCUAGCUUGAGGAGACGUUUUCCUUCCCGUGUGUUCUUCAGAGAAGAUGGUUCCUGUUCAAGAACAAAAUGACAGCUCAUACAAACGAGGAAAUGAGCACUGUAACAGGGGAGAACAGGUAAUUGGAAUCCAAGAUGGCCGAUGAGGAAGAAGUGGUUGAAGAGAUGCUGGAGGAUGAGGGAGAAACCCAGCAAGAGGAAGUCGAAGUUGAAGUUGCUGCACCAGAAGCAGAAGCAACUCCCACGGCAGAAGAGCCUGCAGAAGAAGAAUCUCCAGUUGCAGAUGAAGAUGACUCCAAACCCAAACCAAAGGCAUUUGCUCCAGCUAUAGCUGUGCCAAAGAUACCAGAGGGAGACAAAGUCGACUUUGAUGACAUCCACAGGAAGCGUCAGGAGAAGGAUCUGACAGAGCUGCAGUCUCUGAUCGAGGCCCACUUCAUUCAGAGGAAGAAGGAUGAGGAGGAGCUCAUCGCUCUCGUUAACAGGAUCGAGAAGCGUCGUGCUGAGAGGGAUGAACAGCAGAGGAUCCGUGCUGAGCAGGAGAGGUUGAGACAGGCUCGAGUUGCUGAAGAAAAGGAGAGGAAGGAGCUGGAGGAGGCACGUAAGAAGCAGGAUGAGGACGCCAAGAAGAAGAAGGCUCUGACAAACAUGACUCAGCAGUAUGGUGGUGUCCAACAGAGGCAAGAUGGAAAGAAGGGAGCGAAGAAGCAGACAGAGAGAGAGAAGAAAAAGAAGAUCCUGGCAGAAAGGAGGAAGCCUCUCAACAUCGACCAUCUUAGUGAGGACAAAGUCAAGGAGAAGGCCAGUGAGCUGUGGCAGUGGCUGAUGACACUGGAGGCUGAGAAGUUUGACCUCAGUGAGAAACUGAAGAGACAGAAAUAUGAUAUCAAUGUACUCCAGACCCGAAUCAAUGAGCAGCAGAAGUUAUCAAUCAGCUCCAGACUCGCAUUCAGGACCAGCAGAGUGCCAAAGGAAGAGGCAAGGGCAAGGGCAGGCUGAGAUAGAUGCAAACACCAGCAGGAGUUCUCCAAGGAAGCGUCUGAAAAUGGGCAGCAGUAUCGACAUUAAUGUACGCUUAAACAAUAAAACUGCACUGCAACAGCUGGUUUUAGACAAACAAUAAAAAACACUUGUGCUUUUGA
Molecule: messenger RNA, 1321 nt
Organism: Epinephelus lanceolatus (giant grouper)
Lineage: Eukaryota; Metazoa; Chordata; Actinopteri; Perciformes; Serranidae
Source: RefSeq, a predicted model, not a curated record